This is a messenger RNA of Coregonus clupeaformis (lake whitefish), 3812 nucleotides long. Its product is annotated as citrate synthase, mitochondrial. Gene Ontology annotation, cellular component: mitochondrial matrix. The record is from RefSeq and is a predicted model, not a curated record. Bases 135 to 1547 code for a protein of 470 amino acids. Lineage: Eukaryota; Metazoa; Chordata; Actinopteri; Salmoniformes; Salmonidae. Gene Ontology annotation, biological process: citrate metabolic process; carbohydrate metabolic process; tricarboxylic acid cycle. The transcript has 11 exons.
UCUGUAGGCCUGUUCAUCUCUCUCAACCUUCACCUAUCAAACUCAGGAGGGGCACCUUCAACAAGGUACUGGGGAUUUUUAGCAGUACAGUAGGAUAAUAUUUUAUAUACCAAGACAAACCCCUCACAUCCAUCAUGUCCCUACUGUCCGCCUGCAGGUUUUCCCCGAAGCUCUUGCAUUCAACGAAGAGUGCAGCAUGUCUCAUCGUGUCUUCCAGAAACGCCACUACAUCAACAAACCUGAGAGAUGUGCUCUUGGAUCUCGUCCCUAAAGAACAGAGUAGGAUUAAGAACUUCAAAACGCAGUAUGGCAAGACCAACAUCGGCUCGAUCACUGUGGAUAUGAUCUACGGUGGGAUGAGAGGAAUGAAGGGCCUGGUGUAUGAAACCUCAGUGCUGGAUGCAGAUGAGGGAAUUCGUUUCCGUGGCUACAGUAUUCCGGAGUGCCAGCAACUGUUGCCCAAGGCUCCAGGACGUGCCGAGCCCCUGCCUGAAGGUCUGUUCUGGCUGCUGGUGACAGGCCAGGUGCCCACAGAGGAACAGGUGAACUGGCUGUCCAAGGAGUGGGCCAAGCGUGCAGCUCUUCCCUCCCACGUGGUCACCAUGCUGGAUAACUUCCCCACCAACCUCCACCCCAUGUCUCAGUUCAGUGCCGCCAUCACCGCUCUAAACAGCGAGAGCAGCUUCGCCCGGGCUUACUCCGAGGGAGUCAACAAAGCCAAGUACUGGGAGUUUAUCUAUGAAGACUCCAUGGAUCUUAUCGCUAAGCUGCCUUGCGUGGCGGCCAAGAUUUACCGCAAUCUUUACCGCGAGGGAAGCAGCAUCGGCGCCAUUGACUCCAGUCUGGACUGGUCCCACAACUUCACCAACAUGUUGGGCUACAGCGACGCCACGUUCACUGAGCUCAUGCGCCUGUACCUCACCAUUCACAGUGACCAUGAGGGUGGUAACGUGAGUGCCCACACCAGCCACUUGGUGGGCAGUGCCCUAUCUGACCCCUACCUCUCCUUCAGCGCAGCUAUGAACGGUCUGGCCGGACCCCUUCACGGAUUGGCUAACCAGGAGGUGCUGGUGUGGCUGACAGCACUGCAGAAGGAGAUGGGAGGAGAGGUGUCUGACGAGGCCAUGAGAGACUACAUCUGGAACACCCUCAAGUCUGGAAGGGUGGUUCCAGGCUACGGCCACGCUGUCCUGAGGAAGACAGACCCCAGGUACACCUGCCAGCAGGAGUUUGCCUUCAAGCAUUUGCCCGACGACCCCAUGUUCAAGCUGGUGCACCAACUCUACAAGAUUGUGCCCAACGUGCUGCUGGAGCAGGGCAAGGCCAAGAACCCCUGGCCCAACGUGGACGCCCACAGUGGAGUGCUUCUGCAGUACUACGGCAUGACAGAGAUGAACUACUACACGGUGCUGUUCGGCGUGUCCCGAGCCCUGGGGGUGCUGGCCCAGCUGAUUUGGAGCCGAGCCCUGGGCUUCCCCCUGGAGCGCCCCAAGUCCAUGAGCACGGACGGACUCAUGACCCUGGUGGGGGCCAACAAGUCCGGGUAAAGGUGAAGUAUCAAAGGAAGAGGGGAGGAGGGCAAAGAAGAACAAAAGGGGGGGAGGAAUAGGGGAGGGGGAUGCAAAAGAUACAGUACACUUAUGAAAAGGGCCUUUGCUGGAUUUAGUCUGUUCAUGUCAGAGACACUAAUGCCGGGCGUACACUACACGGCUUUCAAAAUCCUAAUAUCGCUGAGCCUCUCGCAUUAAACAACUGUCUUUCCUGUAGUUUAUUGUCUUGCCAACGUAGUGGUACGCACACUAAACAAUGUGUCACACACUACAAGAUUCUUCAUUUGGUCGUGAGGAUUCUCGAUACCACGCUGUCUCGCGAAAACAAUGUAAUGUGAUUAGAUUGUGUAGCUACAAUGAGCUGUGGCCCAAAGCAGCCUCAUAAACGUUUUCAGUUAGACAUUCACAAAUCAAAUCAUUUUAUUUGUCACGUGCCGAAAACAACAGGUGUAACCCUUACCACACAGAGUUGAAUUGAAUAACAUUGCUUGUGGACUUCAGAGCUAUAACGAUUUGACACUUUGGCUUUGGUUAAUGGCAAGUACAAACGCAUACUAGUAGUAGUCAUCACUCCUGCUUGAGAGUCUAUACAUUCUGGGUAAUGCGAUACAUCAUCUCACUGGCUUCUCUGGUGAGCUCUCAUUGGCUGUUGCUGAUAACAGUUCUCAAAAUGUGUCGUUGCACAUCUCACACUACAAGAGCACAGCAGAUUUUGUGCUGAUAAAAUCAAACGUUUAAAAAUAUCGGGAUGGCUCAAAGACAGGAUCGGUAGCCCUCAGAUUGCGUCUCUGGCCCGCUCACAUUAUACGAGCGUCGGUGACGGCAGUGCACCCCGACUAGGCAAUGACAUGGGGCUUUUGUCUCCGAUCUCAAACUUGUCUGGGGCCAAAAUCGUGUAGUGUACACCUGGCUUGAGGUAAUAUUUUUUUUCUUUGUGAGACUGAGCCAUGGUAGUUGUCUUAUAUAUUUAAGCUGACCGGGUUUUGUAAAGAAAUCAGAAUAUCAUGUCAAUUUUUCAGUUGUAGAAUCUGGGGCACUUGCAUUGUCUGACGGAAUUAUCCAAAAUACCGAAACAAAAGAACACUCCAUGGCAGGCAAGGUCCUUCUGUAAUAUAACCACAGUAUAUGUUUAGAAUAUGUAAAGUAUGUAAAUGACCAGGGUCUGUAGGUUCGUAAUAGGAUACUGCUGCCCCUUUCAUCAAUGAUUGACGUCACACCACUAUCAAUCAAGGCAGAGUUCACUUAUUCCACCUCUUUUUGCCAGUGCUCGCCAACCCCAUUGCACCUCUGGUAAACGGAAUACUCUGCAGGUUGCUUCUAUUGGGAAGGGAGGUUAUUGUUUUGAAAAGUGAUCAACAGGGUAAGAAGACGGCACUGUUUUACAUUUUAUUUGGAAUCUAGCCGAGCUGAAAGGGUUGAUUUUAAACAUUUUUAAAUUAUAUUGUGUAAUAUCAGAUGGGGGAUUUUUCUUGUAGACUUUUUCUUCAAGACCUGAGGGCAACGUUAAAACAACAUAAAUUGAACUCAAUCAAUUCAAUUUCUUAUGACAAUGUAACAUUUCCCCUUUUUAUCAGAAAAAUUAAAGUAAUUCGAGAGCUGGCUAGCACUUACUAAUAGCACGCGUGACCCGUUAAUAUUGGUGUCUCAAUCGAUGUACUAUUAGAACUAUUAAAAUGUUUGUUUUAGAAAGUUUGCUGGUUUUACUACGUCCAACUGUAAUGUCUCAUGUUGCUCAUGAAGCAAGUACACAUCUGACAUGCCAUACCAACUAAUCUCAUUGUGUUCAACUGGAUUGUUGUUACGGUACAGAUUUGCUUGGUUUAGUUUUAAGGUUGCUCUCAGGCCUAGGGGGUGGGGGGGCCUUAUGUGUUUUUAAUAGUCUGUUUCAAUGCAGACCAUAUCAAUCCACUCCAAUUGGGCACAGAGGUCCCAACACCAACAGUACCCCCAUGGGUAUUCAUGUCAUUUGUUUUCAAACAGCCCCCUCACACUGUCUACCCCCUAUAGUGUCUUUUCCCAGCUGAUUCAGUCCCACAUAGUAUAUAUGUAUUUUAGGUUUUAAGUUUGUCCUGUUCCUGUAUUUGAUCCUGUUCUAACCAAACCUCAGGUUAUUCUGGUUUAAAGAUAAAUACACCUUAUGUGAGAUCAUUGUAAAGUGGAGAAAUCUGAAUUUAGUAAUCUAGCAGAGCGGGAGUGUACAGUGGAUGUGGGAGAGAAAAUGAAAAAAUAAAUAAAAUAAUUCAAAUAAAUGUUUAACAAUUA